CAACACGGACGUGUAGUUUUAGCGGAGCAACUAGCUUAGUUUGAAACAGUCAGAUACACAGAAUUAAUACAUGUAAUAAAUGUAUGAGUUUCCGCCAUGAGCUACGGAGUUAUUUUUCUUUUCCACAAGAGUCGUUGGAGUGUUUCUGGUGUGAAAUGGUGAUAUGAGGCUUAAACCAGAGUGAAGACAGACGAAGCUCGUGCAUCGAUCCUCUGAAAGGACAGCGUCAGCUUGACCGGAAACGUGAUUUGAUGUGUCAGAAACAGAAAUCAUGGCACCUGUACCGGUCCUAACGAUUGUGGUCAACUGUUGUAUGUCUGUCCUCGGCUGCAUGGCUACAAUGAAACUCAUUCCUGCUUUCAAAGAUCACUUCAUCUCAGCCAGAUUGUAUGGAAUGGACCUAAACAAAACAUCCAAAAAGGAAGUUCCAGAGUCUCAAGGAGUCAUCAGUGGGACUGUCUUCCUUAUCAUCCUCUUCUUCUUCAUCCCGGUGCCUUUCCUCAGCUGCUUUGUCGAUCAGUGUAUGGGCUUCCCACACGAUGAGUUUGUGCAGCUGAUUGGUGCACUCUUGGCCAUAUGUUGCAUGAUCUUUCUUGGAUUCGCUGAUGACGUGCUCAAUUUGCGAUGGAGACACAAGCUUCUGCUUCCCACUAUAGCUUCCCUGCCACUUCUUAUGGUUUAUUUCACAAACUUUGGCAAUACGGUUAUCGUGGUGCCUAAACCCUUCAGAGCACUGCUGGGGCUGCAUUUGGACCUGGGUAUUCUCUACUAUGUCUACAUGGGAAUGCUUGCUGUGUUCUGUACUAAUGCCAUCAACAUCCUGGCAGGCAUCAACGGCAUCGAGUCAGGUCAAGCCCUGUUUAUCUCCGGCUCCAUCAUCAUCUUCAACCUGCUGGAGCUCAGUGGAGAUUACCGUGAUGACCACGUCUUCUCCCUCUACUUUAUGAUUCCAUUCUUCUUCACUACAUUAGCACUUUUUUAUCACAACUGGUACCCGGCAUCUGUGUUUGUGGGAGACACUUUCUGCUACUUUGCUGGGAUGACCUUUGCUGUUGUGGGCAUCCUGGGACAUUUCAGCAAAACAAUGCUGCUGUUCUUCAUUCCUCAAGUGAUUAAUUUUAUCUACUCUUUGCCUCAACUUUUCCACAUCAUCCCCUGUCCCAGACACCGGCUCCCCAGAUUGAAUCCAGACACGGGCAAACUGGGAAUGAGCUACUCUAAGUUCAAAAGUAAAGACCUCUCUAAUUUAGGACAUCUUAUUCUGAAGGUGGCAGAGUUAUUGAAGUUGGUAGAAGUACGACGAGGCCAGGAGCGAGAUGGCGACUUUAUUGAGUGUAACAACAUGACCUUAAUAAAUCUAGUUUUGAAAUUAUUAGGUCCCACCCAUGAGAGAAACCUUACAGUUAUCAUGCUUAUGAUACAGGUGAUGGCCAGCGCAGUGGCUUUUGGAAUCCGCUAUCACCUGGUGCGUCUCUUCUAUGAUGGCUAAACGGCUCUGCGGGAAAGUGGAGAGGAAAUGUAAUGUGAUGGAACUAUUUUAUAGGCUGCUGCGUCACUGGCCUGUUAAUAGGUUCUGGUGCUUUACGGUUACUUUGUCUGUUUCACACCUGCAGUGAAGACACAGUGAAUGAUUUCAAGCGAUAUUUCACUUUAGCCAAACGUUUUCAUGUCAUUUUUUUUUUUUUUUCCAAGUUCCACUUUCAAUUGUAAUAUGAUUUAAAAAUUGGGGAAGGGAGCCCUAAUUGUACAUGAAGGGUUCCUGGGUAGUCAUGAAAUGAAAGCUGUGGGGGGUUUUUUAUGCUGGUGUUUCCCAAGAAAAGUACAUUACGUUUGUGAGAAAUCUGCAGAACGGCCAACAUCACUGGCUGAUUUUUUUUUUUUUUUUUUUUUUUUUUUAAUUGUCAUUUGACAGCAGUGUCAAAUGUGCAAAAUGAUCUAAAAACAUGAGAAUGAUUGCAUGAAGUUGUGGUUUGAUGCCAAGUGUGAGAAUGUACCAACUUUGGUUUAAUUUGCGUUGAAUCUGUAGAAGAUAUGAGGAAAUUGCACACAUCAAGAGCACUCAAAUGUGCACAUAAUGGUAAUUUUGCAGAAAGGUGGUGGGAAAAAAUAAGAUAUUGUUGGUGGGAAGAUUAUCAUGAAGCAAGAAGUGCACAGAAUGAUGAUGAAAAAACAUUUUUGUUUCUUAAGGUGCACACCGUCCCGGUGACUGAAUUUAGCCUUUUCUGCAAUUACAAUGGAUGCAUCUUUUUAUUUUAAUAGGUGAAAUUUGUUGUAUUUCCCAAACAGUUAAACACCGGUCACUGUAAAGCCAUUUUGUUACAGCACUGGACUUGUAUUAAAGAAUGUAAAAUACAAAUGGUAAACUGUUUACUGUUGUUAGACAAGGCUCAAGUGGAGAAUUAAAUCCAAAGUUACAUAU
Molecule: messenger RNA, 2419 nt
Organism: Thalassophryne amazonica
Lineage: Eukaryota; Metazoa; Chordata; Actinopteri; Batrachoidiformes; Batrachoididae
Gene: dpagt1
Product: dolichyl-phosphate (UDP-N-acetylglucosamine) N-acetylglucosaminephosphotransferase 1 (GlcNAc-1-P transferase)
Exons: 9
Coding region: 272-1489 (405 amino acids)
Biological process (GO): protein N-linked glycosylation; dolichol-linked oligosaccharide biosynthetic process
Cellular component (GO): membrane
Molecular function (GO): UDP-N-acetylglucosamine-dolichyl-phosphate N-acetylglucosaminephosphotransferase activity
Source: RefSeq, a predicted model, not a curated record